AUGUCGCAUCUUCCGGUAGAGAUAAUCACUAAGAUAUUAUUCCGAUUACCAGUGAAGUCUCUCUUACGCUUCCUUUGCGUUUCGAAGUCAUGGUACGACCUAACCAAGCAUCCAGCUUUCAUUAAGUUGCAUCUCCACCGCUCCAUCGGGACUAACAGAGAUCACACCCUCAUCUUCGGUAAAACCUACAAAGCUUGCAGAAGUUACAGUGCUGUGCCUCGUUAUUUUGUCUCUGUCCAUUUCCCCUCCAAGAAUCACUUCGACAAGGGCUUAAAACUUCAUCAGCCACUGUACUGUGGACGUAGGUCCAUUCGCAUUUUAGGCUAUUGCCACGGCUUGGUUUGCAUUUAUCACAAGACCCAAGAAAUUACUAUUUGGAAUCCAUUGAUUGCGAUUUGGAAUCCAUUGAUUCGAAAGUACAAGAUAUUGCUAAGGGAACGGAUAUUGAAACCUUCUGAUCUUAAAAAUGUUCAGCCUCUAGGCGAGUUUGAAGUGAAGGUAUAUAGUCUUAGGUUGGAUUCUUGGAGAAAGAUUGAAGAUCAAUGGCCAAAAAAGGAAUGCAAAAUAUCUUCUACCUCAGCGUCCUUGAAUGGAGCGUUGCAUUGGUUAGUAGCUGAGGAUAUUUCAUAUGAUAUGCAUCGUUGGAUGGGUCUAGUGUGCCUUCUUGCUUUUGAUCUUGCCAUCGAGAAAUUCCAGGUCUUUAAAACAUUGGUUCAACAAAAAAUUGAUUUGGAGACAGGUUUGGAAGUGUUGAAAGGACAACUCUGUUUUAUUGAGUUAACAAAUGAAUAUAACGAUGUUUGGUUGAUGAAAGAAUCUAGGGAAGCAAGUUCUUGGACUCGGAUUUAUAAAAUUGGACCCUGUCUUAGGUCUUUCUCGUAUUGCAAACCUUUAAUGUUUUCCGAGAAUGAAAAGAAAAUUUUAUUGGAGAUGUGCCAUCUGAAGCAUACGAAACUUGUUUGGUAUGAAAUAGAGAAGAACAGGGAGGAGUCAGUUAAGAUUCAGAAUUUGCCCAAUUCGCUUUGGAAAUUUGGGACAGCAACUUGUGUUGGGAGUCUUCUUCUGCUUGAUGGUCAUAAUGUGAUUGAUCCCGCGGAGCAGAAAAAGAAGAAAACGAAUAAGAGAAAGAGGUAA
Molecule: messenger RNA, 1134 nt
Organism: Quercus robur (English oak)
Lineage: Eukaryota; Viridiplantae; Streptophyta; Magnoliopsida; Fagales; Fagaceae
Product: F-box protein CPR1-like
Exons: 2
Coding region: 1-1134 (377 amino acids)
Molecular function (GO): protein binding
Source: RefSeq, a predicted model, not a curated record